Oreochromis aureus is the source of this 2583-nucleotide messenger RNA. RefSeq names its product PAX interacting (with transcription-activation domain) protein 1. Gene Ontology annotation, cellular component: nucleus. The transcript is spliced from 14 exons. The record is from RefSeq and is a predicted model, not a curated record. The annotation marks the transcript as partial. NCBI's taxonomy places the organism in Eukaryota, Metazoa, Chordata, Actinopteri, Cichliformes, Cichlidae. Gene Ontology annotation, biological process: positive regulation of transcription initiation by RNA polymerase II.
GCGAUUUGGCGCUAGUGUGUGUCCGGUGUUCUGUAAUCAGCUGCUGCAGCGCAGGCACUUUCCACUUUGAGCUUCUGGCUGUUUUUGAAUCAUACAGUGCCGCGACCUUCAUGGCCAGUCAUGUCUGAAGAAGAGAUCAAGGUUUCCGAUGAGCUUUUCAAAGAUGUCAAAUUCUACGUGGUUGGGGAUAUUGAUCAAAAGGUGGUGCAGCUGCUAAAAGCAGGAAAAGCAAAGGAGGUGUCCUACAAUGCACUGGCCACUCACAUCAUUGCAGAGGAUGGGGACAACCCUGAGGUGGGCGAGUCAAGAGAGGUUUUUGACCUUCCUGUUGUCAAGCCAUCCUGGGUCAUUCUGUCAGUCCGAUGUGGAGACCUGUUACCAGUUACUGGCUUCUCGCCAGAAUCGGGGCAGAUAUUUUUUGGUGUCACAGCUUGUCUUCCCAGACUUCCUGAUGAUCUCAAUGCCCUGUGGGCUUACAUAACCUUUUAUGGAGGAGAAUGCCAGCUUAACCUAAACAAGAAGGUCACUCAUUUAGUAUUGAAGGAACCAAAAGGGGCUAAAUUUGAGUGUGCUCUGAAGCACUCCGGCAUCAAGAUUGUCACCCCUGACUGGAUCACAGAUUCUGUUAAAGAUAAAGCCAGGAAGGAGGAGGCACUCUAUCACCCCAGACUCACAUAUGUGGAGCCAGAGGAAGAGGAGGAGAGUGAAGCAGAGUCAUACAACCAUCAUUCUGAUGGAAGCUACAGCCCCCAGCGAUCCCGGCUGUCCAGUGGUGGCUCAUCAGAUGAGGAGUCCAGCCCCCGCAGACGACCGGGACCCAAAAGACUGAAUUCUGUCUCCCCGACCUCUCCACGCAAACCCGAGCGCCGCAGCGAACGGAUGUUUGAUGAUUCCGACGACGACUCUUCCACAGAGAAGGAGGGCACCAACCUCAACUGGACGCCAGCUGAAGUGGUCACCCCAGCUCCCCCUAUUACAACUGGUACAGCCAGGCGUCGGAGUGGGCCACCCGGCAUCAAAGACCCAGUGUCGUCCACAGGCAGUGGGCUGAUCAACUUAUGUGCGAAUGUGCCUCCUGUGCCCGGUAGUGGCGGUGCCGUGCCUGCAGAGGCUCGCUCUGCUGCUGCCGCCAUCGCUCACUCCGUACAGCAAGGUGUAUCUGUUCCAGAGAACAUGUCAGGGUGGAGCCCGGCUGUUAGAACGCUCCGCAACAUCACCAACAACUCCGACAUACAGCCUGCCAAUCGAGCAGCCAGCGUUCAUAUUAUCCAGCCUGCUAAUCAAACAAAGCCACUGGAGCAGCAGACGAAUCAGAGUCAUGCUCAGACCCUGAACAGCACCAAUGUUCUUCUCUUCAAUCAGGCCAAACUGACCAGUCAGCCCCUGACAGCCGAGCAGCAGCAAUUACUACAACAGCAGCAGUCAAACCAGGCCGCUCAGCAACAUCAGCAGUUAUCACAGCAACCACAGCACCCCAUGAUGCACCUUCAGCAGCAACAACAGAUGAUGCAGCUACAACACCACCAACAACAACAGCCACAGGCUGCUCAACAACAGGGGUUCCCACAGUUGCCUCUACAGCAGCAGCAGUUCCUACAACAGCAGCAGCAGCAACAAAUGCAGCAACAGCAGAUGUUUUCCCAGCAACAGCAGCAGCAUGUGUUCUCCCAGCAGCAGCUGCGACCCCAGCAGCCCUUACGGCCUGGACUACAGCAGUUGCAGCAGCAACAGCUGCUGCAACAACAGCUGCAGCAGUUGCAGCAGCAGCAAAGAAUGCAGAUGUUACAGCAGAAUCAACAGCAGAUGCACCAACAGCAUCUACAACAGCAGCAGCAGCACUUCAUGCAACAGCACCAUCAGAUGCAACAAAAGCAGCAUUUGCAGAACCAGCAUCAGAACCAGCAGGCCGUGCAGCAGCAGCAGACAGCUAUGCUGCAGCCACAGCUCCAGCAGCCUCCUCACGUCUCCCAGCUGUUUGGACACGAGCCGGGCCAAGAAAUCCCACAGGAUGGCUUCCUCCUGGGCUGUGUGUUUGGUAUUGCCGACUAUCCAGAACAGAUGGCUGACAAACAGCUCCUUGCUACAUGGAAGAGGGUCAUUCAGGCAUGUGGAGGCUCAGUUGAUCCAACCCUAACCAGCCGCUGCACACAUCUCCUGUGUGAAAGUCAGGUCAGCAGCAUGUACGUACAGGCACUCAGAGAGGGGAAACGCUGUGUAACCGCCCACUGGCUUAACACUGUGCUGAAGAAGAAGAGGAUGGUUCCUCCUCACCGGACGUUACAUCUGCCUUUUGCCUUCCCUCCUGGAGCCAAACCCUGCUCUCAGCACAUCAUAUCAGUGACUGGUUUUAUGGAUGCUGACAGAGAUGAUCUAAAACUGAUGGCCUACCUGGCUGGUGCCAGAUACACCGGAUAUCUUUGUCGCAGUAACACUGUUCUCAUUUGCAAAGAACCCAGUGGGCUUAAAUAUGAGAAGGCCAAGGAGUGGAAGAUCCCUUGUGUGAAUGCCCAGUGGCUGUGUGAUAUACUGCUGGGCAACUUUGAAGCACUGAGACAAAUCCAGCACAGCCGAUACUCCAUCUAC